Molecule: messenger RNA, 729 nt
Organism: Colletes gigas
Lineage: Eukaryota; Metazoa; Arthropoda; Insecta; Hymenoptera; Colletidae
Product: nucleoid occlusion protein-like
Exons: 1
Coding region: 1-729 (242 amino acids)
Biological process (GO): chromosome segregation
Cellular component (GO): chromosome
Source: RefSeq, a predicted model, not a curated record
AUGAGUAAUAGUUUCGGAUUUACAGACCUUAUGAACAAGGACGAACACAAGCGAAAAAAAACAAAUACAAAAAAUAUUCCUAUUGAGGAGAUAAAGGAAAAUGAGAAUAACAACUAUGAUUUAGUUGACAUUGAAAAGUUAGCUGAUAGCAUAGACGAGUUAGGCUUAUUACAACCCGUUCUAGUUAAACAGCGUGAUAAAUAUAGCUAUGAAUUGAUUGCAGGACAUAGACGAUUUAAUGCGAUAAAAAAACUAAUUAGUGAAAAUAGACUUCCUGAAGAUUACGAAGUCCUUGCUAAGAAAGUAGAUGAAGAUGAGGACGAACUUGUAACAAGACUAAAGUUACAUGAAACUAACCUCCAAACUCGCUCACUUUUAAAAAUGCCUGAAGAAGAAAAAAUAGCCAUCAUUGAUGACUAUAUGGAUAUUUUAGAUAAAGCCAAAAAACAAGGGGUACAGAUCAACGGAAAACUGGUUAAAGGAAAGACUAGGGACUUAAUUGCUGAAAGAUUUGGUAUCAGUCAUUAUACCGCUCAAAAACUUAUUAGAAAAGCUAAAGAACAAGGUGGGGAAGAAGAGGGGGCAAAAAUUAGCCCCCAAAAGAAAACCACUAAAAAGCCAAUUACACAAUUAAAGAAAAUUGAGACUCAAUUAGAAAAAUUAGAGUUUGAAGGGACUGAAGAAGAACAAGAAAUCAAAAAAAAAUUGAUUGAGUUAUUAAUGAAAUGA